Molecule: messenger RNA, 180 nt
Organism: Racocetra persica
Lineage: Eukaryota; Fungi; Glomeromycota; Glomeromycetes; Diversisporales; Gigasporaceae
Source: the annotation of a GenBank genome assembly
AUAGUUUUAGCUGAGAAUGCUAGAAUGCAAAUAAGAAUUUAUGAAUUAGAACAAAGAAUACAUGCUUUAAAUGCUGAUAAAGAUGAAUUGAGAAGUAGAAAUGAGGAACUUGUAACUGAGAGAAAUCAAUUUGAAGCAGAUAAUAUUCAGAUUCAUGCAGCAAAUGAAAAUUUGAUGUGA